AUGACAAAAAGUGGUGGCUACAUAAGAGAUCCCACCUCUCCCGGAAGUUCCGCCAGUCUCCCUGCAAAAACUGCUGUUAAAGAGCUCUCAAUGUCACCUGAAGAACUGCUCAUUGACAUCUGUUACUACUUCGAGAAAAGUUCCAAAGGAGGAGAAGACCUAAAACAGUUUCAAGAGUUCUGCAACGUUGCCCAGCAGAGAAAUCAAGUGGUACAGAAAGAGGCCCAGUUCGAUGUGACCUACAACGACACGGUUACCAGCAAAAGCCAAACCAUCUAUGCAUUCAACCAUACAGUUUCGAGAAACAAGACGGGAGCGAUCAGGGUGUCAGUGGAGCUUCUUUCUGAGGGUCCAGUUCAAUCCAAUGGAUCCAAUGACAGUCCAAUCCUCUUUGUCGUUAGGCAGAAACAGGCCGUUCUUUCUUUCCAGGUUCCUCUCAUUUUCCAUGGCCCGUCUUGGAGAAAGUAUCAGUAUACAGAAGCAGCUCGUACUCUGUGUCAGCCCCCGACUCAAGUGCCAUCAGAAACUCAGUUUUUCUACGUGGACGCGUCCACUCUGUCCAACGCUGGCAUUAGCUACCAGCUCAGAGUCAGUCGGGUGGACAGCUUCACCCUACAGACAAACAAGAAAUUCAGCUUCAGUGCCACUCCAUCCCAACCUCAGUUUUUUAAAUAUGUGUUUCCUGAAGGAGUGGACACGGUCAUCGUCAAGGUCAACUCUUCAGUCAACUUCCCCUGCUCCGUUAUGUCCAUCCAAGACGUCCAGUGUCCAGUGUAUGAUCUUGACAAUAAUGUAGCUUUCAUUGGGAUGUACCAGACCAUGACUACAACAGCAGCCAUCACGGUGCAGAAAAAAGACUUCCCUAGCAACAGUUUCUAUGUGGUUGUGGUGGUGAAGAUGGAAGAUGAGGCGUGUGGGGGACCUCUGAAGUUAUACCCUCUGGUACCAGAUCAGCUGUUUGACCCUGGGAAUCAUAGUAAAUCUCUGGAGGUGGUUGUCUCUCCUGCCAUUGACUGUGAGUUGGACUCAUAUGCCAUGGGGAUGUGGACUUGUCUUGGUAUAUUCUUGUUUGUGCCCAUCUGCUGUGGCUUUGCCUGUGUCAUCUACAUCUGUGUGAAGAAGAAGGAGGGGCCUAUGAAACCUGGAGAGACGUCGCCCGCAGAGACAGGACAUUCUCUGGAGCCAGUGGGGAGCUCCAGAGAGGAGUCGCUGAGUGCGGCCGAGGAGGAUAAGAACAGCAUGUGCACAAAGGAAAGCUAUGGGGCAUCCUGUCCUAAGUACCUUUACGUAUCAGAUUUAGCCAAGAGAGACCAGAGGAGCCUGACUAAAAGAUAUAUGAUCUAUUUCCUGAAUACUGUGAUUAUUGCUGUUUUCUACGCCCUGCCUGUCAUACAGCUCGUCAUCACUUAUCAGACGGUGUUUAACAGGACAGGAAAUCAGGACAUCUGUUACUAUAACUUCCUGUGUGCCCAUCCUCUGGGACCGCUGAGUUCCUUUAAUAACAUUCUAAGUAACCUUGGUUACGUGAUGCUGGGUCUGCUCUUCCUCGUCAUCGUGUUGACGAGGGACAUCAUGCACAUGAGAAACAAUUCCAACGCUCUGGAGUGUGGUAUCCCUAAACACUUUGGCCUGUUUUAUGCCAUGGGAACAGCUCUGAUGAUGGAGGGCGUGUUGAGUGCCUGUUACCAUGUCUGUCCCAACCACACUAACUACCAGUUUGACACGACAUUCAUGUAUAUGAUAGCUGGUCUGUGUAUGCUGAAGCUGUAUCAGAAGAGACAUCCAGACAUCACUUUCAGUGCAUACACUGCCUAUGUCUGGCCGAUCGCUGUCAUCAUCCUCUCUGUGCUGGGAGUGGUCUUUGGGAGGGGGAAUACAGCGUUCUGGAUUGUCUUCUCUGUCUUAUAUAUUCUGGCCACUAUAUUAAUCAGCAUUCAAAUUUACAAUCUGAGCUGCUGGAAUCUGGACUCUGGAAUCUUGAGCAGGAUGCGCUGUGAACACGGCCAGUGUAGUAGACCCAUAUACAUGGAUCGGGUGCUUCUGCUGGUGUUUGGCAAUAUUAUCAACUUUAUCCUGGUUGUGAUUGGACUCGUUAAGAAGCCGAGCGAUUUUGCCUCCUACCUCCUGGUCAUUGCCAUCUGUAAUCUCCUGCUCUAUUUCGCCUUCUACAUCAUCAUGAAGCUGCGAAGCGGUGAGAGGAUCCAGUGUCUGGCUUGGGUGUGUAUUCUCUUCACUACUGUCUUCUGGGUCUCGGCUCUUGUUUUCUUCUUCCAGGGUCUCAGCAACUGGGAGAAAACUCCGGCAGAGUCUCGGGAGCACAAUCGAGAAUGCAUCCUUCUCUCUUUCUUCGACGACCACGACAUCUGGCAUUUCCUCUCCUCCAUCGCCAUGUUCGGCUCUUUCUUAGUCUUACUCACCAUGGAUGAUGAUCUAGACUCCGUUCAAAGAAAUAAAAUCAUUGUGUUUUAA
Messenger RNA from Chanos chanos (milkfish), 2469 nucleotides. RefSeq names its product SID1 transmembrane family member 2-like. The transcript has 24 exons. Gene Ontology annotation, molecular function: double-stranded RNA binding; RNA transmembrane transporter activity. The record is from RefSeq and is a predicted model, not a curated record. Gene Ontology annotation, biological process: RNA transport. Lineage: Eukaryota; Metazoa; Chordata; Actinopteri; Gonorynchiformes; Chanidae. Gene Ontology annotation, cellular component: plasma membrane; lysosome. Bases 1 to 2469 code for a protein of 822 amino acids.